Vespula pensylvanica (western yellowjacket) is the source of this 871-nucleotide messenger RNA. Its product is annotated as regulatory protein zeste-like. NCBI's taxonomy places the organism in Eukaryota, Metazoa, Arthropoda, Insecta, Hymenoptera, Vespidae. The record is from RefSeq and is a predicted model, not a curated record. The coding region runs from base 36 to 755 and encodes 239 amino acids. The transcript is spliced from 4 exons.
AUCGGAGUCUUCUUCUGAUUAACUUUGAUAUCGCGAUGUGGAAAUAUACGAUACUCUGCAGUUUAUUAUGCAGUUUGGUAGCAACGGAAGCACCUGUGCAAGGUGGUAUAAAACCUACGAACGUUUUGGGUGGACCGGAACAACACGUAUCUUUUAGCUUUAUCAGGCCAGGAUUAACUCAAACAUCGUUUUCCUUCGGUGGUCCGAGCUCUCAUCAAUCUUUUAGUUCGAGUAUUGGAAAUCCUCAAUUAGCUCAAAGAGUAUUGCCAAGUUUGGCACAGGCUCUUGCUUAUAGAAAUCCUGGUUUAGGCUUUUUUCCGUUUGGACCCGUCUCUCAUGGUUAUGCAACUGCAUCAAUAGCCCCAGGUCUUUCUGCCUCUGGUCCUGUACCUUUACCGUAUCAAGCACAGUUCGAUCAGGGCGCUGCAUUGGCGUAUCUUCAACAAUUGCAACAAUUGCAACAAACACAAGUGCAAAAUUAUCCGAAUGUCGUUUAUCAAGGACAAUUGGGCCAGCUUCUUGCUCUCAGACAAGCUCAAGCUCAAGCUCAAGCUCAAGCUCAAGCACAAGCUCAAGCUCAAGCGCAACAAGUCCAAACGCAACAGCUCCCAGAGCAAAUUCAACUUCAGCAAGAACACGCACAACAACAACAUCAGCAACAACAAUCGCAAAACUUAUUGGGGGUUGCUUAUUCGUCGGCACCUUCUGUAGCACAUGUAAAGGUCAACGGAAAUGGAUACAAGUUUGAUUUUUGAAGAACAUGAUUCGACAUCAUCUUUUGUAUAUACUUAGUAAAUCAGUGUUUGAACUGUUAUAUUUUAUUUAAUAUUAUGCAUGUAUUUAUUUAUGGAUGUAUGUAUAUAUAGUAAUA